AUUUAGGCAUUUUGAUAUGGGUUGAAGAGUUGACUCACUAGCUUACGCAGAUGCAACAAACUCAGCUUUAUAAUUGUUGAGAAGCUAUAUAAUGAUCUAAUUGAAAUAAUGCGUUUCCCUUCAGGUCGUCCCCCGGUAAUAAAUAUUACAAACGGCACUUUUUACCGCCAUCAUCCAGGGGCGAGCUCCAUACAUCCGAAUCCGGCCCUGUUUAGAAAUUUGAAUUUCACACUCCCGUCUGCUACGGAGCCACCGACGCAUUGGUAUGUAGUUGGUCCGUCCCUCAGUGGAAAAACAACCUUCCUGGAACUCCUUAAAGGAAGUCACCUCUGCUUCCCUCCAACUGCACGGAGCUAUCCUUAUCUAUCUACGGAAGCAGUACCUCACCGGUUGAGAGUGCCGCAUAAGGCUAUUCGGUAUGUAGGCUUCAAUAAUGACGGCUUCAAUUCUAGCGUCACAACCUCGGCCUACCUGUCCGCUCGUUAUGAGUCCAAACGCGAAAAUACCGAUUUCUCCCUUAGGGACUUCCUACUGGGUAACACCGAGCUUAACCCGUUAAAACCAUCGUCCGAAGAUGAGCUAGACCCGGCCUUACUGGACCGAGUGGUAAGAGACUUGAAGCUUUCUCCGCUGCUAGAUCUUCCCGUUACGUUUCUGAGCAACGGUCAAGGAAGAAGAGCUCGAAUUGCCAGGGCUCUUCUCACCGCACCAGAAGUGCUGUUACUCGACGAGCCGUUUAUGGGCCUGGACCCGCCUACAGUAGCCGGGUUAAGUCCGCUUUUGCACGGGUUGUCGAGUAAGGCUAGCCCAAGGUUGGUAUUAAGUGCCAGACCGCAAGACCCAAUUCCCGAUUGGAUCACCCACCUGAUUUAUUUAAGAGGUGACUGCCAGGUAGGAGCAAUAGGCGAGAAGGAUGCUGUGUUAGAAGAAUUGAGGGGCUACGUUCGGAGUAUAUGGAACGGAUCUUCGAAAGAGGACGAAAAUCUACCGGUUCACGGUCUUGUGCAUACGGGUAGAACACUAACUGCCAAAGGAAUCCAAGGCGAACCGCUAAUGGGUGAAGAUGCCUCGAAAGGUGAUAAAUCAUCAAUUGUUCGAGAUACUGGCGUACCAAGGAAUAUUGGAGAGCCUCUUGUGGAGAUGGAUGGGUGUAAGGUGCAGUAUCGGGGUAAAGUCGCACUUGGAAAUUGGAAGCAGCAAAUAGACGGUGAAGAACGGGAAGGCCUUAUAUGGACUGUCCGAAGAGGAGAACGGUGGGGUGUAUUUGGACCCAACGGUUCGGGCAAAACAACAAUUGUUUCCCUCAUCUGCUCUGAUCAUCCUCAAACUUAUUCACUUCCCAUAAAGCUCUUCGGUAAAAGCAGACUGCCAGAGCCCGGAUCCGGUGAACUGCCUCUAACUUUCUGGGAUAUACAAUCACGAAUUGGACACUCAAGCCCUGAGAUCCACCAACACAUGCCCCGGAAUCUCACGGUUAAACAAGUAGUUGAAAAUGCGUGGGCAGACACGUUUCGCUCAAAAGCUAAGCUCGACAGCCAAUCCGCAGAAAAGGUCAAGGCUUGCUUACGAUGGUUUGAGGCUGAGUUGAACCCAGCUUUUGUAAGACACUCAAAGCUUACGUCCGAUGGUGCGCAGGAGGCCACCGAUUUGCAAUGGGCAGACCACUACAUGUUUGGAGAAUUGUCUUUCUCGGCGCAGCGAGUCGCCCUCUUCCUACGAGCCAUUAUUAAGAACCCAGACAUUGUCGUCUUAGACGAGGCGUGCAGUGGUAUGGACGACGGCGUCCGGAAUCGCUGUCUACUCUUCCUCGAGCAUGGAGAGGAAAAGACCUAUUCGAAACGCGAAGACGGCUCCGAGAUUGUGGUCCAAAGCGAGGCAUCGAAGUCGGGCACUGUUAAAUUCGGAGGUCUAAACAAUAACCAAGCUCUAAUAUGCAUUAGUCAUAUUAGAGAAGAGAUCCCGGACUGCACCAGGGAGUGGAUAUGUCUGCCUGAAGCCAAUUCAGAACAACCUGCCAGAUUCGGUAUAUCCGAGGCACCUCUUGGGAGCGACGAAAACAGCUGGAAACAGAUAUGGGGCAUGUGAGGGAGUGGUCUAAAGCACUACUACAAAAUAUUUACUUGACUCGAACCAUAUCGUCUUUGGUUUUACUCAUGAUCAUCUUAUGAGCAGCCCGACAAGAUCUUACCUAAAAUAGCCAAUAUUUUGUAAGUCCGGCUUGGAUGGAUUAUGUCUGCCAAUAUAGUAUAGGCGAAUUACGUGUCUACUUGGGUUGUAGAGGUAUAGUGGUGGAUAUUCGUGCGAGGAAUAAAUUCGCCGAAAUCCGGAUUUAAGGAGAAUCUGGAAAGGCCUGUUAAAAAUACAUAAGCUGCAAAGCUGCAAAGCUGCAAGGUACGAGCGGUACGUCUGUACGUCAAGAUUAAGCGCUGCGCUAUCGAAGAUUCAGGUUACCGUUUGACGUGGGGAAUUGGGGCGCAGGCUGAUUCGUUGCUGGGCAACGCACAAACGAUGGCGCAUCCCCAAAAAACAAAGGUCUUGUUAAGGCUGCCUUCGAGGGCCUUUACGAGCUACAUAGCUCCCCACCGUGGAUCAACUCGAACUUACACCUUGUGACACCUUGAAACUCAAUUCGCGAUACCUAUUUUAAAGAUUGGACAUUUUGUGUACUUUGUUGACGUUUAUACUUUUUCAAUUAGUGAUACCCUCUACGCCAAUCCAACGAAACGAAUUCGCUAUCUAUCCAAAU
Daldinia loculata is the source of this 2746-nucleotide messenger RNA. Its product is annotated as P-loop containing nucleoside triphosphate hydrolase protein. The record is from RefSeq and is a predicted model, not a curated record. Gene Ontology annotation, molecular function: ATP hydrolysis activity; ATP binding. Gene Ontology annotation, cellular component: mitochondrion. The coding region runs from base 109 to 2085 and encodes 658 amino acids. The transcript has a single exon. Lineage: Eukaryota; Fungi; Ascomycota; Sordariomycetes; Xylariales; Hypoxylaceae.